This is a messenger RNA of Effrenium voratum, 2769 nucleotides long. The record is from the annotation of a GenBank genome assembly. NCBI's taxonomy places the organism in Eukaryota, Dinophyceae, Suessiales, Symbiodiniaceae.
AUCCAAGACUCCGCCUCCGGGCCGGGCACGUCCGAAGGGCGCCACGUCCUUUGUGGCCAUUGGCCAGAGGGACGAGGGGAGAAGCACUUGUUCAAGAUCGCAGGCAUGGCAUGCUGUGUGGCGCCUGCGGAUCUGCAGGCCCAGCUUGCCGACGCUCAGCGGGCUCUCAACGACUCUCGGCGUGCGCUGGCGCAGACCAAGAAGGCGCUGGCAGAUGCUGAGAAAUACCAGAGAGAGCAGGCGGAGGCCUUCGCGUGCCUCCGGCGCUCGGUGGAUGGAGCCAAUGCGCCCAUCGUGGCUGUGGACAGAUAUGGCCUGAUCACCCGCUGGAACAAGAAAGCGGAGGAGGUCUUCGGCUGCCCUUAUGAAUCAGCCCUCAGGAGACCCUUCGCGGAGUUCCUGGAGAACGCUAGCCAGCGGGCCCUCGCCGAGCUGCAGGCCGCCGUCACCGCGAAGGCUACGGUGUCGGGCGGACUUGCGCAGCUGCAGAGAAGACUCUGCCUGCGUCGGCCCGCGGGCCAGCCUUGGCACGAGGUGCUGUUCCUGGCCUCCAGCUGCCCAAGCGCCAGCAGUCGCGACAGCUGGGGUGUGCUGUACAUCGCCCAGGAGUUGACUGAUGUGCUGAAAAGCUCUCAGUCAGAGCUCACCAUGCAGGACAGGCUCAUACGAGCUGUGAACGCACCCCUCAUAGCGGUGGACAGGCACGGCUGUGUGGAGGAGUGGAACCGCGGGGCGGAGCUGCUGACGGGCUUCAGCAAGGACGAGGCCUCGGGCAAGCGCCUGGUGCAGCACUUCGUCGCGGAGGAGUUCUCGGACUCGGUGCAGACCAUGCUCACCCAGGGCAUGAACGGCCAGGAGAUCACCAACUACGAGUUCUCGCUGUGGACGAAGAGCGGGCUCAGGAAGGACAUCCUUUGGAGCGCCACCGCGCGCAGGGACAAGAGCAACGGCAUCAUGGGGGUCAUCGGCAUCGGCCAUGACAUCACCGAGCUACGGUGCGAGUCCAAGAUGCUGGCCAACUACGUGCGGAUUUGCGGAGCGGCGGUUUGGUCGCUCAAGGGCAAUGCCAAGACCGGGGUCGUCACAGAUAGCAAGACCCGGGAGAUUGAGCACUUGAUCUCCCAGCAGGCGCAGAUGGACCUGUGCGACCCCCGCAUGGUGCUGUGGCGCGCAUCUUUCGUGUCGAUCCUGAAGACAAUGUGCCAGGAUUUCUGGAUGCGCCGGAAAGGGGCCCAGGAGGGCGCCCCGCCCCCCGAGAAGUCGGAGCGGACGGAGAUCGUGACCACAGACUUCGGCUACGAGUUCUGCUUUGAAGCACCCAAUGGAAGUGUGAAGUGGUACAAGGUGCAGGGGCACCUGAUCCAGGAGUGCACGUUGGGGAGCCAGUUCGAAGUCACCGGGUCCAUGCAGGAGGUCACCUCCAUGCUCAUCGACAAGGUCAUGGGCGACAGGUGGCAGAAGUGGUGGAGCCGUAUGUGCCACAUGGUCUUCGAUGCGACCCUGCUGGUCGACACUCAGGAGUACCGGGUGCUGAAUGCCUGGGGAGAGGAGAAGGUCUUUGGCUGCAAGCUGCAGUCUCACCACCCGCUACUGCAACUCAUCAAGCCCGAGGACACGGUGUCCUUGAAGGAGGCCUUCAACGAGGUGACCUUCAAAGGCUUCGAGCGCGGCAGGACGCUGCACCUGCUGCGCCCGGGGAACUCCCGGGAUACGCCGGCGCAGUGCUUCCUGCUGAGCGCGGACCAGGAGAACCCCAACGAGUGCAUGAUGGGCAUCCGCAUGCAGGUCAGUACCUCGGACGACGUGUCGGUGCUGUGGGAUGUGGCGAAGCCCAAUCCGGUGCUAACGCUGGAAGACUUGGCGCGACUGAAGAGUGGGCUGAAGCGCUCCCACCGCCGGCCCAGCCGCAACUUGCGGAACGUGCACCAACGUUCCCACCGGUCCAGGUCUUCAGAUCCGAUCGCAUCUUCUCAUUCGCUUUCCAGCAUUCCCGAGGAUCUCCAUGGAGAGUUCGAGGACGACGACGAAAGGUCUGUGUCUGACAUGUCGGACAGAGGCUCUGAGGCCGAGAACUCCUUUGCCGACGACAGCGAGAGCAGGUGCUCCAGCUCCGAGCACAGCUCAACCUCCAAUGACGAGGGCAUGUCCGAGGUUGGAGUUUGCAACAGCAGCCCUGCCCGAUCGGCCAGCGAGGACUUUGUCCCUCCUCACGACUGGAGUUCCAACCCAUUCAGCUUGUCGCCGAAGAAGAAGGGCCGCCCCGAUGCCUUCUCGCCCUCUGGGCCAAAGAGCGGAAUGCCGGCCAGGCAGCUGGCUCCCGGGGCCCCGCUGCCGGUGCAAAGGAAGGCCAGAGUUGGACCUCCCACCGUGAAGUUGCGGUGGUCGGGUCAGUCCUUCUCGGUGAACCUGGACGACUUUGCGGCGGUGAGCCAGCUGCGGGAACACAUUCACCAAGUGACAGGUGUGCCUGCAAUUCGCCAGACGCUGAUCCUCGGCGGCCGCAGGCUGCCAAUCAAUGAGGAUGUCUCUCCUCCCCAUGAGCCCUCGUGGCAGGAGAUCAAGGAUUUGGUGCGCCCUGGACAGUGCCUGAUGAUGGCGGGCAGCGCCAUCGGACCGCCCGAUUCAGCACUUGGGAAGCGCACGAGGGAGAGCCCAUGCCCAGAGGAAGCGCCAGCGCAAGAGCCGCAGGCACAGGCUGCGGCUCCCGCCGUGCCCGCCGCUUCUGAGCCAACUUGACGGCAGAUGACGCCUCAUGAACCAACGUCCGAC